AUGUUAGCCAUGGAUGUAGCACUUUCUCCCAUGAGAACACAAGAACUGGAUCCCAUGCCAACUGCUGCAUCUCCCAUGCUUAUAAACAUGACUCCUACAGUGGAACGAGAUGGGGAAGAGGAUGUCAUGAAGGAGCUUGAUUCUGGCCAGCAAUAUGAAAAGCCUCCUCCUCUACACACUGGGGCCGAUUGGAAGAUUGUUCUCCACUUGCCAGAAAUUGAGACCUGGCUUCGGAUGACGUCUGAAAGAGUCAGGGAUCUGACCUACUCUGUCCAGCAGGACUCAGAUAGCAAGCAUGUGGAUGUGCAUCUAGUACAGCUGAAGGAUAUUUGUGAAGAUAUAUCUGAUCAUGUUGAACAAAUUCAUGCUCUACUAGAGACUGAGUUUUCCCUGAAGCUUCUGUCUUACUCUGUCAACGUGAUAGUCGAUAUCCAUACAGUACAACUACUCUGGCACCAGCUACGUGUUUCUGUUCUGGUUCUGAGAGAGCGUAUUCUCCAGGGACUACAAGACGCCAAUGGAAACUACACCAGGCAGACUGAUAUUCUGCAAGCAUUUUCUGAAGAGACUAAGGAGGACCGUCUUGACUCUUUAACCGAAAUUGAUGAUUCUGGACAGUUAACUAUCAAAUGUUCUCAAAAUUACUUGUCACUGGAUUGUGGUAUUACUGCAUUUGAACUAUCUGACUACAGUCCUAGUGAGGAUUUGCUUGGUGCUCUGGAUGAUAUGACCUCCAGCCAAGGGAAAGCAAAAUCAUUUGAAUCCUGGAACUACAGUGAGAUGGAUAAGGACUUUCCAGGACUUAUCAGAAGUGUGGGUUUACUUGCAGUAGCAACUGAUUCCAUUGCUUCCCAGUGUAAUGAAGCAUUAAAUGAGAAAGAAACCCAUGUACCUCUUUCAGCAGAAGAUGGAGAAGAAAGCAAAGACAGGGAAGCACCACAUGAGCUCUCGCUAUCUCCUUCUGCGAACUCCUCUCUUUCUAAAGGACCUUGUUCUGAAGAUGGUGUUUUACCUGCUGACAGCAAACCAGUUUCCACAUUAAAGAAAUCAGAAUGCAAUCUUCCACAGCACACCAGUGAAAAAAUCAAACACACUCACUGUGAAAACUCAACACCUAAGAGAUCCAUAAGAGACUGCUUUAACUAUAAUGAAGACUCUCCUACGCAGCCUACUUUGCCAAAAAGAGGUCUAUUUCUGAAAGACGAUGUGUUUAAAGAUUAUAUGGAAGCCAAUGAUUUAAAAAGGCAAAUCUCUCAGAUAGUUAAAAAUGAAAUGAGUAGAAGUACACCCUCAUUGUUAGAUCCACCAGACAGGUCCAAGCUUUGCCUAGCUUUACAGUCACCCUACACUAACAGUCCAUCUGCAGUUAGUCAGUCAUACGAUUGCUUAAAUACAAUAGGUGACAGAAAUCUAGAGUACACAAUAAAUAAUCACUUUAAGGAUAGUCCCAUAAGUCUAGGGAAGUCUACUUUCUACACCUGUAAAGAAAAAUCAAAGCACAAGAAGUCUCAUGAUGCUCCAGAGAAAGUGAAAGCUGGCAGAACACCUGGAGGUAUGUGUAAAACGGCUCCACCAAUACAAGUCAAAAAAAGAGGACGUUCUUCUCUACAAAAUGGAAUUACUUCUCAUAACUCUCAGUCUCUGGAAGAGACGGAAACAGAUUCUUCUGCAUCAUCAGAUUCUUGUAACCAGAGAGACCCAAAUGGGCAAUCACACGGUAAAACUGAGCCUUUUAGUUCACCAACACGUAGCCAAAAGAAUGCUUCCUCAGCUGGUUCUGAGCUUACCAACUCAUCACCUCUUCUACUGAGAAGAAAGAAUAAUAAAAGCUUCUCCUCAACACCAAGCUAUACUCAAAAAAAAAGUGAUGGUGAGGUCUGGUAUGGAUCUGAUGAAUAUUUAGCACUUCCUUCACAUCUCAAACAGACUGAAGUAUUAGCUUUAAAACUAGAAAAUUUGACAAAGUUGCUGCCCCAAAAGCCCAGAAGAGAAACCAUUCAAAACAUUGAUGACUGGGAGCUGUCAGAAAUGAACUCAGAUUCAGAAAUGUAUCCAACGUACCAGACAAAAAAGCACAAAAAAAUGGGUAGAAUUUCACCAAGCUCUUCAAGUGAUAUAGUAUCCUCCUUAGGUGACAGUAUUGAAUCUGGGCCUCUCAGUGAUAUUCUCUCUGAUGAAGAUCUUUGUAUGCCUGUAUCUUGCAUUAAAAAGUACAUCGAAGAAAAGUCAGAAAGGACUGCUGUCACUCAGCCCACUGAGAAUGAGACUUCUGCCUCAAAUAAAUCAGCUUUAAUUCAUCAACUGAUGCAAGACAUACAACAUCAAGAGAAUUAUGAAACCAUAUGGGAAAAAAUUGAGGGGUUUGUAAGCAAGCUGGAUGAAUUCAUUCACUGGUUAAAUGAAGCCAUGGAAACAACAGAGAAUUGGACUCCUCCUAAAGCAGAGACAGACAGCCUUAAACUGUACCUGGAGACACACUUGAGUUUUAAGUUGAAUGUAGAUAGCCACUGUGCUUUAAAAGAAGCAGUGGUAGAAGAAGGACGUCAACUUCUUGAGCUUAUUGUAUCUCACAAAUCAGGACUGAAGGACAUGCUGCAGAUGAUUGCAAGUCAAUGGAAGGAACUACAGAGACAAAUCAAACGGCAACACAGCUGGAUUCUUAGGGCUCUGGAUAUCAUCAAAGCAGAGAUACUGGCUACUGAUGUGUCUGCAGAGAAUGAGGAAGGGACUGGGAGCCCUAAGGCUGAGGUUCAGCUAUGCUAUCUGGAAGCACAAAGAGAUGCUGUUGAACAGAUGUCCUUAAAGCUGUACAGUGAGCAGUACAACAGUAGUAGCAAGCGAAAGGAAGAGUUUGCUGAUAUGUCAAAAGUUCACACAGUGGGAAGUAAUGGCCUUUUGGACUUUGAUUCAGAAUACCAGGAGCUCUGGGAUUGGCUGAUUGACAUGGAAUCCAUUGUGAUGGACAGCCAUGACCUGAUGAUGUCAGAGGAGCAGCAGCAGCAUCUUUACAAGAGAUACAAUGUAGAAAUGUCAAUCAGGCACCCAAAAAAGAUGGAACUGCUUAGUAAGGUUGAAGCUCUGAAGAAAAGUGGUGUUUUACUACCAAAUGAUCUCCUUGAAAAAGUGGAUUCAAUUAAUGAAAAAUGGGAACUGCUUGGGAAAACCCUAGGAGAGAAGAUCCAAGACACAAUGGUAGGGCACAGUGGGUUAGGUCCACGUGACCUGCUCUCGCCUGAAAGCGGCAGCCUGGUAAGGCAGCUGGAGGUCAGGAUCAAAGAGCUGAAAGGGUGGCUGAGAGAUACAGAGCUUUUCAUCUUCAAUUCCUGUCUGAGACAAGAAAAUGAAGGAACAAUGAAUGCUGAGAAACAACUGCAAUAUUUUAAGUCUCUAUGCUGUGAGAUCAAACAGAGACGUCGUGGGGUAGCCUCUGUGCUGCGAUUAUGCCAGCACCUCCUGGAUGACCAGGAGACCUGCAACCUAAAUGCAGAUCACCAGUCCAUGCAGUUGAUAAUUGUAAACCUUGAGAGGAGGUGGGAAGCCAUUGUCAUGCAAGCUGUCCAGUGGCAAACAAGGCUACAGAAGAGGUUGGAAAAAGACUCGGAGCCUCUGAACGUUAUUGAUCCCAGUUUGAUGGAUCUAAAUGGUCCAAGUGAAGAUGCACUAGAAUGGGAUGAAACUGACAUAAGUAAUAAGCUGAUCAGUAUUCAUGAAGACUUAAGUGAUCCUGAUCAGGAACUCAAGAAGGAUGAUCUAAGCCAGAAACCUGCUUCGGGAGAAAGUGGUGAUAACGAUGUGAAUGAAGACGAAAGUAUCAGUGAACGUGGAAGUCCUCUUUAUUGUCCCAGCAUUACUUCCCCUCCAAAUCCUCACAUCUAUCAGGUCUAUAGUCUUCAUAAUAUUGAAUUAUCAGAAAAAAAACACAUGCCUUUUUUGAAAAAAACAUCCAAACUCUCCAGUGUAACACAGUCUAAUAUUUUAAACAAAAGUCUUAGUAAAGACUCAUCAUUUUCAUCUACCAAAUCCCUGCCAGACCUAAUAGGGGGGACCACACUGGCAAAACCAUAUAACUAUAUGUAUCAGAGUGGAAACAUAAGCAGGCAUUCUGAGAGUGAGAGUGGGAUAGUGAGUGAAUGUGACACAGAAACUACAAAUAAUUCAGAAAUUUUUUUGCUAAAUGAUAUUGAAAGCACCCAGAGUAAUCCUGAAAUUGGGCAUGCAGAAACUCAAGUGGAUGACAUAGUCGGUGUAAUAAAACAAAAACUAAAACAAGAUGAAGAAGAACAUGCUAAUCUCUCAGGCGAUUUCCAGUUGGCACCUUCCGCGUGUUGUGGAAGUGAAAAUGAUGAGGAUUUGGACAGCAUUACCAUGGGUAACCCUGUUUGUCUAGAAGAAUUGCAAGGAAAACAUGACGUGUUUACAUUUUAUGAUUACUCAUAUCUUCAAGGCUCCAAAUUCAAAUUACCAGUGUUAAUGAAACAAUCACAAAUUGAAAAAACGCAUACAGAGGGCAGUUUGUUUCAUGGGUUUUGUUUUGAUAAAAUACCUGGCAAAUCUGAACAUAAGCCUGGAGAGUCACAACCAGAUGCGUUUAUUCAUGAGCAUACUCUGGCAAGUAUCCCUGGAGAAUCAGUUCCCAAUUCCUGUAAAUCUGCAGAUGCUGUAAGAAAAUUAACUGUUACAGAGAAUACAAGACAGGUUUCAACUUUGUCUCGUAGUUCUUCAUUAGAAUCUCUGUCUGUAGUAGGUGAUUUGUUCAGCUCAGGUAUUUUUAAAAGUGGAGACGGUCUUCAGCGAAGCACCUCUUUGGAGAGCUGGCUGACUUCCUGCAAAAGCAAUGAAGAUCUUUUUAGUCAUCAUGGCUCAGGAGACAUAAGUGCAAGCAGUGAUUCUGUUGGAGAGCUCAGCAAAAGGACAUUAGAUCUCUUGAAUCGCUUAGAGAAUAUCCAGAGUCCUUUAGAUCAAAAGAUAAAGCGCAGCAUCUCUGAUAUAACACUCCAAAGUAGCUCCCAAAAAAUGUCUUUUACUGGACAGCUGUCUCUAGAUAUUGCAUCCUCAAUCAACGAAGACUCAGCAGCUUCUCUUACUGAACUCAGCAGCAGUGAGGAUCUUUCUCUCUGCUCUGAAGACAUUGUACUGCACAGAAAUAAAAUACCAGAUUCAAAUGCAUCAUUUAGAAAACAUCUUAAUAGAUCUGUAGCUGAUGAAAGCGAUGUCAAUGUCAGCAUGAUUGUUAAUGUCUCCUGCACUUCUGCUUGUACUGAUGAUGAAGAUGACAGUGAUUUGCUUUCAAGUUCCACCCUUACUUUAACUGAGGAAGAGCUAGGUAUCAAAGAUGAAGAUGAUGACUCCAGUAUAGCAACUGAUGAGGAUAUUUAUGAAGAAUGCAAUUUAAUUUCAGGACUUGAUUAUAUAAAAAAUGAACUCCAAACUUGGAUUAGACCAAAAUUUUCUUUGACAAGGGAGAAGAGAAAAAGUAACCUCAGUGAUGAAAUUCAGCACAGUAAAGAAGUUAGUAACGAGACAUCGAAAGGCACAGAUACACUAAGCAUUGAAACACUAUUGAAUGGUUCAGUACAGAAGAUAUCAGAAAAUAAUGGCAAUAGUAAGAAUGUACCACGUGAUCGUGAAAAAGGGACAAAGAGUCACCUGAUGAAAGAUAUCUCUCAGGCUGUGAAGGAUCAGCUUGUGGAUGAUAUGGAGAAUGGCAAUGUUGAAAACACUCUUGGCAGUCAAAAGGAAGGUCUUGUUAGAACAUCAGCAACUCUCAAAACUCAUGCAUCACUUGAUGUCAGAGAAGCUGAAAAUGAAUGUUGUGUCUAUGAAGCAUUUACAGACAGUUCAGAUGAUUCACAUAUGGAUGGCAAGGAGACCGUUCUGUCAUCAGAUGGAUCCAGAAACCCUCCAAAAGAAUGUCAAAGCCAUCUUCAGCCUGAUUGUCACUCUGUUGCUUCCUCUCCUGCUAAAAAGCCAUGUCUUGAAUCUUCCUCAGAAAUGAAUUCUGUAGACAUUCAAGAUACAGCUUUACAAACAUCCUUACCUAAUGGUCAACAACAUGGAAUAAGCAUUACUGAAAAAUCUACUGAUUGCUGUACAGCCUUGAAAUCCAAUGAAGCAGAAUGCGACUCCUCAGCCAAUGGUCUUGAGUCAUGCUGUAACUGUGAACCUGUUGCUUUUGAUAAAAAAAACAUAGAAGAUGGCUCGGUACACAAUUUUGUGAGGGAGAUAAUAGACAUGGCAUCGACAGCUUUGAAAAGUAAGUCACAACCUGAAUGUGAGUCCUCUGCUCCAGCUUCAUUAGCACAGAUCAAGGAAAAAGUAUUAGAACACUCUCACAGACCCAUUCAGCUAAGAAAAGGGGACUUCUAUUCUUAUCUUUCACUUUCUUCUCAUGACAGUGACUGUGGAGAGGUAAUCAAAUACAUAGAGGAAAAGAGCAGCACUCCUGUGCCACUGGACUUCACAGAUGAGAGAGAAAAUAUUGAAUGCUUUUUUGAAGCCUGUCCUGAGGAAGAACGGGUUGAGCAGCAGCAAUCCAUUUCCAAUGGUACUCCCGAAGCACGAGUUGAGCAGCAGCAACCUAUUUCUAACACUAUUUCUGAAACAUCUCCAGAGUCAGUAGAAGUGACUCUAGAGUCAUUAGAAGAAGUUAAAACUUCAUCUGAAGACGAGCAAACUGAAGGUUUGGAAAAGAAUUCUCCAGGGCUUAGCACUAAAAAGAGUAGUACAGGAAAAUCACCUGGAACUGAAGAGCCCAAAGGAUGUGUUGCUGCUUCUGAAGAGGCUUCAGCUAUAGAGUUUCAGUUAAAGCCUGGCCAUUCACAGAAACAGGAUGUUGUGCAUCAGAACAGUAAAACUCUUACUUGUGAAGAAAAUCUCCUGAAUCUUCAUAAGGAAAGACAUAUAAAUAUGCACAGAUAAAAUGUAACCCUCUCCAGGCACGUACAUUAUCCUAAAAACAGAAACUUGGCUGCAAUUCAGGUGCAGGUUCAUCCUGUAAACCCUGGGAUGACCUCCAAUUCCAUUGUAUCACUGCCUUUCAUUACACUGACUCCCAAGAUAAAUUUUCUUUCCAAAUGUGAUUUGUCCACGUUGGCUUUGUGAUCAGGCUGCAUAUGCUAGUCCUAUUUCAGUGAUCAUUUUGUAUUGUAGCAAGGCCAUUUGCUUUCAUAGGGAUUCCUCUCCCAAGCUACCUCUAAUGACCUCCCCUUCCUAAAUUGGAUGCUCCUAUACUAAUCACUGGUUCUGUUCUUUAAAGUUUUGAAGUUCCAAGAAUUCAUGAUCAGUCUGCUUCAUCUUUUCAGAACUGUACCUGUCAGUACUCUUCUAUUUUAUGUAUCAAAUUUAAUAUUUAUGUGUAUAAUGCAUAAGUUUAUUGAAACUAUUUUACUUUUAAAGUGACAAUUUUGUUGGAUUGCAGCAAAAAGAAGUCAUUAGCCCUCCUGAUUCAGUACAUCUAAAAAUUAAGCAAUUAAAAUA
Messenger RNA from Nipponia nippon (crested ibis), 7476 nucleotides. The record is from RefSeq and is a predicted model, not a curated record. NCBI's taxonomy places the organism in Eukaryota, Metazoa, Chordata, Aves, Pelecaniformes, Threskiornithidae.